Molecule: messenger RNA, 6230 nt
Organism: Pecten maximus
Lineage: Eukaryota; Metazoa; Mollusca; Bivalvia; Pectinida; Pectinidae
Product: aromatic-L-amino-acid decarboxylase-like
Exons: 14
Coding region: 57-1571 (504 amino acids)
Biological process (GO): amino acid metabolic process
Molecular function (GO): pyridoxal phosphate binding; carboxy-lyase activity
Source: RefSeq, a predicted model, not a curated record
ACGAUAAGGAUGGAUAAGGGUUCCUGAUAAUUGACCCAGUACUAGUUUGGGAAUACAUGGUCAAACCCAUCCCGAUACCGUUCCAGGACCGGACAGUAAGGGAAUCGACGAAAGCGCCAGCUAUGAAUUCGGAACAGUUUUGCGAAAAUGGAAGGAAGAUGGUAGAGUACAUUAGUACUUACCUAGAAAAAAUCCGAGAGCGCCGAGUUGUCCACAACGUUGCCCCUGGCUACAUGCAGCAGCUUAUACCUGCAGAGGCCCCCCAAGAACCAGAGGAUUUCGCCGAAGUCUUUAAGGAUAUCGACAAAAUUAUUAUGCCAGGGGUCACCCAUUGGCACAGUCCUCGGUUCCAUGGUUACUUCGCUGCAGGAAACUCCUACCCGUCCAUCCUUGGUGACAUGUUGUCUGAUGCCAUAGGAUGUAUAGGAUUUUCUUGGGCUUCAAGUCCGGCCUGUACUGAGUUAGAAGUCAUCACCACUGACUGGCUAGGGAGCAUGCUAGCACUGCCAGAAGAGUUCUUACAUCGUUCAACAGGCAGGGGAGGAGGAGUCAUUCAGGUUGGACACGGACGUGAACCUAUCAACACCUACCCUCAAUUGGAUGAGAUGGAAAUAAUGGCAAAAUUAGUGGGGUACACUUCCGACCAGUCCAACUCGUCUGUGGGGCGAUCCGGCCUUCUGGGCGCUGUUCGUAUGCGCAAAUUGAAUACAGACAGCAAGUUCAGUCUCCGUGGAGAGGCACUGAAGGUCGCUAUAGAAGAGGAUAAAUCAAAAGGCCUCAUACCAUUCUUUUUGUGUGCAACAUUGGGAACGACUGGAACAUGUGCCUUCGAUAACCUAGAGGAACUUGGUCCUAUAUGCAAAGAAGAGGAUAUGUGGCUCCACAUAGAUGCAGCGUAUGCUGGGAGCGCUUUUGUUUGUCCAGAAUUUCGCCACUUUAUGAAAGGUGUUGAACAUGCCGAUACAUUCAGUAUUAAUCCCCAUAAAUGGAUGUUGGUCAAUUUUGAUUUAUCUGUUAUGUGGAUAAAAGACAGUUCAUUGUUAGUGGACGCCUUCAAUGUUGAUCCAAUAUACCUUCGGCAUGAGAACGCUGGGAAAGGAGCACCAGACUACAGGCACUGGCAGAUCCCUCUUGGGCGCCGGUUCCGUUCCCUUAAGCUAUGGUUCAUGUUGCGGUCUUAUGGAGUGACUGGUGUCCAAGCAUACAUUCGAAAGCAUGUGCAUCUGGCAAAGGAGUUUGAGCAGAUGCUACUAAACGACACUCGAUUCGAGGUUGUAGGAGACGUUAUAAUGGGGCUGGUGUGUUUUAGACUAAAAGGUAGCAAUAGCCGGACAGAGCGACUGCUCCAGGAGAUUCUACAGGACGGCCGUAUCUACCUCAUACCAGCCAUUGUUCAUAACAUCUACACCCUCAGACUGGCUAUUUGUGCUGAGCGCACAAACUUAGACGACAUCGCUUUCUCUUUUUCAGUUAUCCGAUCCUGCAGUGAUCGGGUAACAAAAGAAUUUCAGGCAACAGAUGGUACCAGACAAGCUGUCACCCAACAGACUCGCAACGUUGGGUUAGACUAGGUGGUCACGUCACUGCCUGUGAAAUCAUAAUUUUAUGGUGUUAUUGAUUUAAUCUUGGUUGUAACAAGCAUUUUCAUUCGCUUAGAAAUUUAUGUUAUCAGUCCAUAACGUAAAACAUGGCAUCGCCAUUUAUAACGUCGCUUCUGAUUGGCGGAUGGAGCAGCGGAAUGAUUUGUAGAGAUUAGAGUCAAUCAAUAAAUCCAUUUUUGCAGGGUAUAGAUUACAUUAUAAUGAUUAACUUGAAUAUAUUUUGUGUUUAUAACUCCAUAACUCAAUCUACUCUGAUCAUAAAUGAACUUUUUGCACUGACAUUGUCAUAAUGUUGCAUUGACAUUUGUACUGACAUUGUCUUGAGGUAUUAACUAUUGUACUGACUUUUUUCUAAUUUUGUAUUAAUUUUUUUCUGACAUUGUCCUAAUGUUGUAUCAAGUUUUGUACUGUAUUUGUCCUAAUAUAUUAACCAUUGUACUGACAUUGUCUUAAUGUUGUAUCAGCAUUUGUAUUGACAUUGUGCAUGUCCUGAUGUUGUAUUAACUUUUGUUCUGACAGUGCACUGACAUUGUCCUGAUGAUGUAACACUUUUGGAACCGACAUUGUCCUGAUGAUGUAACACUUUUGGUACGGACAUUGUCCUGAUAAUGUAUUAACCAUUGUACCGACAUUUUUCUAAUGUUGUAAUAACUUUUGUUCUGACAUUGUCCUAAUGUUGUAAUAACUUUUGUUCUGACAUUGUCCUAAUGUUGUAUUAACUUUUGUAGUGACAUUGUCCUAAUGUUGUAUUAACUUUUGUUCUGACAUUGUCCUAAUGUUGUAAUAACUUUUGUUCUGACAUUGUCCUAAUGUUGUAUUAACUUUUGUAGUGACAUUGUCCUAAUGUUGUAUUAACUUUUGUUCUGACAUUGUCCUAAUGUUGUAAUAACUUUUGUUCUGACAUUGUCCUAAUGUUGUAUUAACUUUUGUUCUGACAUUGUCCUAAUGUUGUAAUAACUUUUGUUCUGACAUUGUCCUAAUGUUGUAAUAACUUUUGUUCUGACAUUGUCCUAAUGUUGUAAUAACUUUUGUUCUGACAUUGUCCUGAUGUUGUAUUAACUUUUGUUCUGACAUUGUCCUAAUGUUGUAAUAACUUUUGUUCUGACAUUGUCCUAAUGUUGUAAUAACUUUUGUUCUGACAUUGUCCUGAUGUUGUAUUAACUUUUGUUCUGACAUUGUCCUAAUGUUGUAAUAACUUUUGUUCUGACAUUGUCCUAAUGUUGUAAUAACUUUUGUUCUGACAUUGUCCUAAUGUUGUAUUAACUUUUGUUCUGACAUUGUCCUAAUGUUGUAAUAACUUUUGUUCUGACAGUGCACUGACAUUGUCCUGAUGAUGUAACACUUUUGGAACCGACAUUGUCCUGAUGAUGUAACACUUUUGGUACGGACAUUGUCCUGAUAAUGUAUUAACCAUUGUACCGACAUUUUUCUAAUGUUGUAAUAACUUUUGUUCUGACAUUGUCCUAAUGUUGUAAUAACUUUUGUUCUGACAUUGUCCUAAUGUUGUAUUAACUUUUGUAGUGACAUUGUCCUAAUGUUGUAUUAACUUUUGUUCUGACAUUGUCCUAAUGUUGUAAUAACUUUUGUUCUGACAUUGUCCUAAUGUUGUAUUAACUUUUGUAGUGACAUUGUCCUAAUGUUGUAUUAACUUUUGUUCUGACAUUGUCCUAAUGUUGUAAUAACUUUUGUUCUGACAUUGUCCUAAUGUUGUAUUAACUUUUGUUCUGACAUUGUCCUAAUGUUGUAAUAACUUUUGUUCUGACAUUGUCCUAAUGUUGUAAUAACUUUUGUUCUGACAUUGUCCUAAUGUUGUAAUAACUUUUGUUCUGACAUUGUCCUGAUGUUGUAUUAACUUUUGUUCUGACAUUGUCCUAAUGUUGUAAUAACUUUUGUUCUGACAUUGUCCUAAUGUUGUAAUAACUUUUGUUCUGACAUUGUCCUGAUGUUGUAUUAACUUUUGUUCUGACAUUGUCCUAAUGUUGUAAUAACUUUUGUUCUGACAUUGUCCUAAUGUUGUAAUAACUUUUGUUCUGACAUUGUCCUAAUGUUGUAUUAACUUUUGUUCUGACAUUGUCCUAAUGUUGUAAUAACUUUUGUUCUGACAUUGUCCUAAUGUUGUAAUAACUUUUGUUUUGACAUUGUCCUAAUGUUGUAAUAACUUUUGUUCUGACAUUGUCCUGAUGUUGUAUUAACUUUUGUUCUGACAUUGUCCUAAUGUUGUAAUAACUUUUGUUCUGACAUUGUCCUAAUGUUGUAAUAACUUUUGUUCUGACAUUGUCCUAAUGUUGUUAUAACUUUUGUUCUGACAUUGUCCUAAUGUUGUAAUAACUUUUGUUCUGACAUUGUCCUAAUGUUGUAAUAACUUUUGUUCUGACAUUGUCCUGAUGUUGUAUUAACUUUUGUUCUGACAUUGUCCUGAUGUUGUAAUAACUUUUGUUCUGACAUUGUCCUGAUGUUGUAUUAACUUUUGUUCUGACAUUGUCCUAAUGUUGUAAUAACUUUUGUUCUGACAUUGUCCUAAUGUUGUAUUAACUUUUGUAGUGACAUUGUCCUAAUGUUGUAUUAACUUUUGUUCUGACAUUGUCCUAAUGUUGUAAUAACUUUUGUUCUGACAUUGUCCUAAUGUUGUAAUAACUUUUGUUCUGACAUUGUCCUAAUGUUGUAUUAACUUUUGUAUUGACAUUGUCCUAAUGUUGUAUUAACUUUUGUUCUGACAUUGUCCUAAUGUUGUAAUAACUUUUGUUCUGACAUUGUCCUAAUGUUGUAUUAACUUUUGUUCUGACAUUGUCCUAAUGUUGUAAUAACUUUUGUUCUGACAUUGUCCUAAUGUUGUAAUAACUUUUGUUCUGACAUUGUCCUGAUGUUGUAUUAACUUUUGUUCUGACAUUGUCCUAAUGUUGUAAUAACUUUUGUUCUGACAUUGUCCUAAUGUUGUAAUAACUUUUGUUCUGACAUUGUCCUAAUGUUGUAAUAACUUUUGUUCUGACAUUGUCCUAAUGUUGUAAUAACUUUUGUUCUGACAUUGUCCUGAUGUUGUAUUAACUUUUGUUCUGACAUUGUCCUGAUGUUGUAAUAACUUUUGUUCUGACAUUGUCCUGAUGUUGUAUUAACUUUUGUUCUGACAUUGUCCUAAUGUUGUAAUAACUUUUGUUCUGACAUUGUCCUAAUGUUGUAAUAACUUUUGUUCUGACAUUGUCCUAAUGUUGUAAUAACUUUUGUUCUGACAAUGUCCUAAUGUUGUAAUAACUUUUGUUCUGACAUUGUCCUAAUGUUGUAAUAACUUUUGUUCUGACAUUGUCCUAAUGUUGUAAUAACUUUUGUUCUGACAUUGUCCUGAUGUUGUAAUAACUUUUGUUCUGACAUUGUCCUGAUGUUGUAUUAACUUUUGUUCUGACAUUGUCCUGAUGUUGUAUUAACUUUUGUUCUGACAUUGUCCUAAUGUUGUAAUAACUUUUGUUCUGACAUUGUCCUGAUGUUGUAAUAACUUUUGUUCUGACAUUGUCCUGAUGUUGUAUUAACUUUUGUUCUGACAUUGUCCUAAUGUUGUAAUAACUUUUGUUCUGACAUUGUCCUAAUGUUGUAAUAACUUUUGUUCUGACAUUGUCCUAAUGUUGUAAUAACUUUUGUUCUGACAUUGUCCUAAUGUUGUAAUAACUUUUGUUCUGACAUUGUCCUGAUGUUGUAUUAACUUUUGUUCUGACAUUGUCCUGAUGUUGUAUUAACUUUUGUUCUGACAUUGUCCUAAUGUUGUAAUAACUUUUGUUCUGACAUUGUCCUAAUGUUGUAAUAACUUUUGUUCUGACAUUGUCCUGAUGUUGUAUUAACUUUUGUAGUGACAUUGUCCUGAUGUUGUACUGAUUAUUUUAAUGUUUUAUGACCUUUUGUAGUGACAUUGUCCUGAUUAUUUUAAUGUUUUAUGACCUUUUGUAGUAACAUUGUCCUGAUUAUUUUAAUGUUUUAUGACCUUUUGUAGUGACAUUGUCUUGAUGUUGUACUGAUUAUUUUAAUGUUUUAUGACCUUUUGUAGUGACAUUGUCCUGAUUAUUUUAAUGUUUUAUGACCUUUUGUAGUGACAUUGUCCUGAUUAUUUUAAUGUUUUAUGACCUUUUGUAGUGACAUUGUCCUGAUUUAAUGAUAUUAUAUUGACAUUGUUGAAAAGUCGCAAUUAUUGUCUGGCUGUACGAUUGACCGCAAUAUUAACCACAGAGUUCGAUGUAUCAUAACAACUAAUAUAACUAGCCAUUAUAAUCAAGAAGCAAAAAAACAUUGUCUUGUAUGUGAUUUGAUUUAACAAUUCUACAGUAUCUGCAAUUCUGAAAUAUAUUUGUUUGAUUUCAAUGGUUACAUUGUUGUCAAUACCACAGACACAGCUGGGCUGUAAUACUGUAAACCUGGUAUUUUCGCCCUUGAGCAACACAAACGAUAUUCGCCCCAUUUUAAUUUCGCCCUAAACUACUUUUUAAGAAAUGUCUUUUCCUCAUUUACAAUCGGAAAACUCCGUUCGGAAUUCUCGAUACAAUUGCACUCGGAACACUAGGGAUUUAUCAAAUUCCCCUAUUUUCUUUUCUUUGCAUAUCCCGCUGAGGUGUGAAAUGUAAUCAGAUGUGAAAUAAACAACGUUCACCUGUG